CGAGAACUUUCCAUAGGAUCGACGUCAACCUUCAAAAAGUGCUCCCGUACUCCACAUUCAAGACACUCUCCACAUCUCCAAUUCACACAAAUGGACGGCCCCGUCGUAACAUUCAAGAAACGCGCACCAAAGGGCGUCGCUCGCAAGGCCGCACCUCCACCUCCGACCAACAGUUCAGACUCGUCCUCCGGUUCCGACAGUGAUGGCGAUGAUGGCCGUGUUGUGAAGAAGCGGAAGAUCCAAGGCAAUGCUCUCAAAGCAUCCACAGCAAACCAAAAGAACGCCACCGCCGCCGACUUGGGCACCACCAAAUACGAAGCAGACCGAAGCGCAGUCAUUGAAGCCAGCAGCGAUGCGACAAAACAAUCAAACUGGUACGAAGAGAACGCCAACGACACAUUGAGCUCGAAGAACCUGCUCGGCACCACGCGCUCGACGAAACCUACCAACUCGCUGAUCGAGACAAAACCCGAUGCGCCAAAGCGCCAAGUUGGGCCGAUGAAGUCCUCGUCCAACGUCCGAACGGUCACAUUCACAGACUAUGCGCCGGACGUGUGUAAGGAUUACAAACAAACUGGAUUCUGCGGUUUCGGCGACAGCUGCAAGUUUCUGCACGCCCGCGAGGACUACGCGGCAGGAUGGAAGUUGGACCGAGAUUGGGAGCUCUCCAACAAGGGCAAGCAACCGGGGGGAACGGUCGUGGCGUCGGCGAACAGGGACGCCAAACAGAAAGAGGACGAGUUCGAUGCCGCGCUGUUGGACAAGAUUCCUUUCGCCUGCAUCAUCUGCAAGAAUUCGUAUAAGACUCCUAUCGUGACCAAGUGUGGUCACUAUUUCUGCGAGUCUUGCGCUCUGAAGCGGUAUCGCAAGGACCCGACGUGUGCUGCAUGCAACGAGAAGACAAAUGGGAUAUUCAACACCGCAAAAAAUCUACGAAGGCUGCUCGAAAAGAAACAGAAGUAUGAGGACAAGAAGAAGGCCGAAGAAGAGGAAAAGAAGAAACAGGAGGAAGCAGACGCCGCCGCCUAAGAUAACUCCGAGAUUGACGCAUCUCAUACACCGACAGUAUUUGACGAAUACUACACGGCCCAUGCAUUGGGAUAACACCCAUGCUGCGAGAAAUGGAGGCAAUCUUGCUUCGAAGCCCUGGAUUUAACGACUCCAGCAUCAGGUCUCAAAGCAUAGCCAAUCGUAUGCAGGUUCCCACAACACCCUGCAUUUCCGGCUGGCGCAACAUCACCGACUUCUUGCACAUGUCGAAGAACAAACUUCGUACAUAUCCCAAGCAAGUUCAGCCUAGAGAAUAGAAGACCCCAAUCUGCACGUCUAGCGAUAUUCUUGUCCAGACAAGACAUCUAUAUCGGAAUCAUACCCUUAGCGCCUGGACAAUAAACCACACUCUCACAUAUACCCAGCAUCCAUCACCAGCCUGUACAAUAGCGACCUAACCCUAGCGCAUAAUCCAAUCAAACAGAUACCAAACCACCCACAUAG
This is a messenger RNA of Aaosphaeria arxii CBS 175.79, 1494 nucleotides long. RefSeq lists its product as uncharacterized. Gene Ontology annotation, molecular function: metal ion binding. Gene Ontology annotation, cellular component: U2-type spliceosomal complex. Gene Ontology annotation, biological process: snoRNA splicing. Lineage: Eukaryota; Fungi; Ascomycota; Dothideomycetes; Pleosporales. The record is from RefSeq and is a predicted model, not a curated record. Bases 91 to 1029 code for a protein of 312 amino acids. The transcript has a single exon.